Molecule: messenger RNA, 3339 nt
Organism: Stylophora pistillata
Lineage: Eukaryota; Metazoa; Cnidaria; Anthozoa; Scleractinia; Pocilloporidae
Source: RefSeq, a predicted model, not a curated record
CAUCAGGUUGGGAUUGUCAUCUGGUAACACGAUAAGCAAAGAAAUGAAGCAGUUCUAUCAAAUGACAAGCUUCACAACCACUACCUGCAUGAAACGCGCAAACGAAGCAAAGGUUUACGAAAGGGGUACAGAGAGGUUGCAAGCGUCUCACAUGCAUGGAGACCAACUUUUCCGGGCUUUCUGAGAAGGGAAGUGUUUUGAGUCAUUCCCGUAUAACACUGUUUGUACAAUAAACAGAGUAACCAAUAAAUACAUUGUUAUAUUUUCCUGUUUUUGACUACUUUCAAUACUUAGAUUGAAAAUGAAUAUAUUUAAACGUUCCGUGUAUCAUCACCAGUGUGUCUUGCGUCACCGGCCCACCGGAAGACAAAGCAGGAAGUUAUAACUAUGGGAGGGGAAAAAACUUUAUUUUGAGGACACUGUAUAUAAAGAGCUCACUUUGAAAACUGUGAAUAAUUUGAACAAGGGAGUGUCCUCAGAGGUAAUUACUGCAGCAUCAUGCCUGAGGAAAAGACCGGCCUUGCUUUCUCCGGUGGUGGAAUUCGUUCGGCUGCAUUGAGCUCCGGUGUGUUGCGAAGGCUUCUACACCGUAAAGUUAAAAUUGAUUACGUCAGCUGCGUUUCCGGAGGAAAUUAUACAGCGGCUUCUUAUUUGGAUUGGAAAUACAGAAACAACCAAGAAGAUCAUCCGAAAUGGCAUAAAGAAUUUUUCGAGCACAUGCGAAGCAGAGUUGGUUACAUUUGCAAUUGGAAAUACCCAUUGCAUGGCAUUUUAGAGAGCAUCAUACUGGUUUUUCUACUGAUCACAGUUAAUCUUCUCAUUCCCUGCAUCAUGUAUAGCGCUGGUGCUAUUCCAUCUGCCUUCGUCAUAGAUUACGUGUUUGGUAAGAUCAUGCGUAAAGGCUUCAACUGCACCGAUGUUCCUCAAAUUUCAAAAGGACUGAACACUACAGAGAGACGUUGCACUCGACAAUUCGAGAUUGACGACCUCGAGGUGCGCGAGCAACUUUACCUGUUCUUUUUUCUGUUCCUCGCAUUCUUUGUGUCCCACGUCAUCAAGAGUAUCGCUUCAUUAAGGAUUCGCUCGAUUGCGCAUUACUUCAAAAUCUUAUCCGGGUUGCUGCUCGCUUUGACUUACAUCCCCUGGUUAAUGCAGGAGUUUACUGAAGUUCUUCCCAAGUGGCUGAAAGUGCUAAUAGUCGCUCUAAGCGUCUUUUUCUGGCUUGGAUUUCCACCGUUGCGAGACAAAGCAUGCCUAGCGAUAGUGGUGUACAUGUAUGCAUUUUUUGUGAGGUGGCGAGUGUAUGAGACCAGUAUUGUGGGUAUCGUGUACGAAGAGCAACUUUUCUACACUCUCCUCCUUAUUUCUGGAUUUUGCUUAUGGUUAAAUCCGUUCGUUGGAAUGUUUAGCACUACAGCAGUUUUUACAUACUACAAGUGGAGACUGCAGCAAGCAUUUUUUACGAAAGAAAGCGUUGGAUUUCUUGGCUGCAACGGAAUCAGGUGCCGAGACUUUUUCCCAAUACUGUCCCGCUAUCGACCCGAGAAGCACGACCCAGCCAAAGAACCUCUAGUCAUGGAUGACCUGAAGCAAGUCAAACCACAGUACAUUAGUAACGUGGCAGUGGAUUAUUGGCGCAAGAAACCGAUUUUAAAAGAGCCGUCCUACGCCAUCAUGGCUCUGUCGCCGACUGAGAAUGAACGAAUUGACCAUCAGCCUGGGGAGCCUGGUGUGGAAGACAAAUUGUGUCCAAAAUACGUCAAUCAGACGGACGCCAUGGUAACUUCUGCCGCUGUAAUGGCACUGAGUCCUGAGCAGGAGGAGCCGUUCAGAGAUCUACAGAUGCUUUUGGGAUUUACCCUCCGGAAAGGUAUCAGGAGUAACCCGAAGGAGUCUUUCGGAUGUGGCGGGAAUAGAGACGAAAUAGCUUCAAAGAUUUUGUCGGUUUUGAUUCAGAGCAUCGCAGCCCUUCCAAUAAUAUUGAUUGCAGCCAUUUGGCAUUCUCCUUGGGAAAUGAAGAAUGCUGAGUUUGCCGCUAUCGUCUUGUUGGUAGCCUAUUAUUUAAUUUUUUUCGGCAUUGCCAUUUUGCCAACUGGCUGCCAAACACUAAGCUUCCUUGACAGCUUUGCAAGGUGGUGUCACGUACAUUUAUAUCAUGUUCGAAUGUUGCGUGAGUUCUUUCAAGUGAAUCAUGUCGGCCCCAGUCCCCCAGCACUGUUAUCUCUCAGUGACGGUGGUCGCCUGGAGAAAUUUGGUUUGCUUCCACUACUAAAGAAAAGACUAAAGCGAAUUUUAAUCGUGGAUGGAAGUUUUAUUGUGAACGACGAAGACUACGCCAAACAGAUCCUGAGAUCGAUGAAUCAAGCCAGAAAGGACCUGAACUGUGAGUUUCUGGGAUCUGGCGGCCGCGAUGUGCAAGAGGAGAUGCGCAAAACGUACAUUGACGUACCUCGAGGUCGCCAGCCGAGAUAUUAUCGAUUUAAGGUUCAGUAUUACGACAAAAAACCCGAUGAAAGCUACGAGAAAGUGAAAGAAGGCGACAUAAUGAUCAUUGCUCCUCGUUACCCCGGCUUUGGAGAAAGUGCUACAAACCCAAAUUUGGAGAACAAUUGGAAACAGUACCAUCAAGAUACAGGAGAAAAACUUGACGAGGGACAGUGGGGUAAGGGUCCAGUUCUCCGCGCAGAUGAAGUUGACCGCCUGACCUUCUGCUGCUGUGAAUGUUGUCAUUCAAGCUCCAAAGUCCUUCAGUGGAUAUCCAAAAAGCUCUGUCUGAGAUUCCCAAGUACGUCAACUGUCAAUCAAUUCUUUACGUCCUCUCUCUAUACUGCUUAUCACCGCGAGGGGUAUCGCGCAUGCGUUGAAUCUGGUGCCGAGGAAUUUCUUAAGGAGUUUGAUGCCAUUGAUCUCGCAGAUAUUGUGUAAUGAAGUAGAACGUACCACCCUACUGUUGAGGCUGGAAAACGUAGGGGACUGCUGAUGAAAAAAUUUCUGAAAUUAAUUUAAAGGGAAAUAAUGAAAGUUAUUUUAAUGAAAUUAGUGAAAGUUUAUACAAAAGAAAUAAUUUAUUAUAAUUGCAGUUUUGCCAAGAAAAAAUGACCGUUCAUGGUCAUGAAAUGUUGGGUCGGGAGUGUAAAUGAUUCAGACAAGAGAAUAUAGGAUUCCAAUGAAUCUUUAUUGAGAUAAGAGAAUUCCUUACCCCUUACAAAGUUUAAAAACCACAAUAAACUUAUACAAAUGAUGUUAUGCUAGUUUAUUUGAGAGAAAAAGAAAUGACUAUAAAAAUUAUCACGCAACCGUUUAUUAUGGUAUGAAGUAAAUUUAUUUUGACAGAACGCA